GAGCCCCCGCACCUCGCCAGCGCCUGGCGGGGCGACAGCGCGUACGCAGCCGCCAUGUACCAUCCCCUGAGCGGCAAGGACGCGCAGUACGGCUCGACGCCCACAGUGCACCCCGCUAAGGUGCCGUUCACAGAGAGCACGGCGUACUGGCUGGGGCUGUACUUUGUGUUCAACCUCGGGCUCACCCUGUUCAACAAGUUUGUGCUCGUCUCGUUCCCCUUCCCCUAUACACUCACCGGCCUGCAUGCGCUGUCCGGAUGUGCCGGGUGCUACAUCGCCCUCGAGCGGGGGGCCUUUACGCCGGCGCGACUCGCCCAGAGGGAAAACCUCAUCCUCGGCGCCUUCUCCGUAUUGUACACCAUCAACAUCGCAGUCAGCAACAUCAGUCUCCAGCUCGUCACCGUCCCGUUCCACCAGGUCGUCCGCGCGUCCACCCCGCUGUUCACCAUCUUCAUCUCCUCCAUCUUCCUGCGUACGCGCUUCAGCAUAAUGAAGCUCGUCUCGCUGCUGCCUGUCGUUGCUGGUGUCGGCUUUGCGACAUACGGAGACUACUACUUUACAGCCUGGGGCCUUAUCCUCACCCUCUUGGGAACUUUUCUCGCUGCGCUAAAGACCGUCGUCACCAACCUGAUCCAAACAGGUGCUGGCGGGAGGCUCAAACUCCACCCCCUCGACCUCCUCAUGCGCAUGUCCCCCCUCGCAUUCAUCCAAUGCGUAAUCUACGGCUGGUACACUGGUGAACUCGAGCGUGUCCGCGCAUAUGGCGCAACCCAGAUGACGUCCACCAAAGCCGUCGCGCUCUUGGUCAACGGGGUGAUUGCCUGUGGCCUGAACAUUGUCAGUUUCACCGCGAAUAAAAAGGCGGGGGCUUUGACGAUGACUGUUUCUGCAAACUGUAAGCAAGUACUUACCAUCGCACUCGCCGUCGUGCUGUUCAAUCUACAUAUCACGCCUACAAACGGGAUCGGGAUCUUGCUCACUCUUAUCGGCGGUGGAUGGUACGGCUACGUCGAGUACCAAGAGAAGAAUAAGAAGAGUAAAGUCCUUGACAGGAUGUAGACGUUGGGCCUGGACAUUCGAUCUUUGGACCCGCGUGAAACAGUCUCGAUGCGGCGCAUCCUUGUCUUUUUUUAUUACUUGUCAUGGGAAAUGGGUAGUCGGACACGGAGAAGGAAAAGGGUUUUGGCCACUCAUUUCACCCUCUUCAUCUCUUGUUCGUUUGUUCUUUAUUCAUUGUUAUCAAUAUCUUCUUUCAUUCUUUUGUUGGCAUAGACUUUUGUGCUUCUUGCUUCUCGUUUCUUCUUGAUCAGGCUAUUAUCAGGUUAUCAUCAUCAUCUUUUCUUUUCAUUCAUCUUAUUUCUUUAGUAUACGGCGUCUUGCAUAUCAUCUUGGGAAAAUUAAAACAUAGACUUGAGAAGAUUACCUUGAUAGGUGUUAUGGAUGUUAUGUGAUGGCAGUUGUUGAUAG
Cryptococcus deneoformans JEC21 is the source of this 1467-nucleotide messenger RNA. RefSeq lists its product as hypothetical. The record is from RefSeq and is a predicted model, not a curated record. The transcript is spliced from 7 exons. Gene Ontology annotation, molecular function: antiporter activity. Bases 55 to 1059 code for a protein of 334 amino acids. NCBI's taxonomy places the organism in Eukaryota, Fungi, Basidiomycota, Tremellomycetes, Tremellales, Cryptococcaceae. Gene Ontology annotation, cellular component: Golgi apparatus.